AGUUUGGAUAUGGCAAAGACCCGUCGUGUAAUUUACCUUUUCCUAAUUAGUAUUCUCAUUUUCUGCGAACUCAUCAACGGGGCGCAGGGUAGUCGUUUGAGGUGUCAUCAUCAAGAAGAUUUUUCAUGUAAGAAACGUUCAAGCCAUCACCAUCAUCAUCAUCAUCAUCAUCAUCAUCAUCAUCAAGAUCAUCAUCGUCAAAGAAGCAUCAAGACGAAGAGGAGCAAAGAUAAUUAUGGUGUUGAUGCUUUCAGGCCUACCGAACCAGGUCACAGCCCCGGUGUUGGCCACUCUAUCAAGACCUGACGAAACUAGAAUUUAUCAAUCUUGAAUCUUGAUAUGUAUCUCUUUCUCCUUUAUAUCUUGCCUACCUUUGUUCCAUUGACCUAAUGAGCAUGUGAGUCAUGUUGUUUCCUCAUAUUGUAAAUAGUAGAUUUUUAUUGUGGCUUAGUCGUCUCUCAAUAAUUGUUGUCGUUUCAUAAUGUUAUA
Messenger RNA from Capsella rubella, 489 nucleotides. Its product is annotated as precursor of CEP11. Gene Ontology annotation, biological process: regulation of leaf morphogenesis; nitrate import; regulation of root development. Gene Ontology annotation, molecular function: hormone activity. NCBI's taxonomy places the organism in Eukaryota, Viridiplantae, Streptophyta, Magnoliopsida, Brassicales, Brassicaceae. The coding region runs from base 10 to 306 and encodes 98 amino acids. The record is from RefSeq and is a predicted model, not a curated record. Gene Ontology annotation, cellular component: extracellular region. The transcript has a single exon.